This is a messenger RNA of Meleagris gallopavo (turkey), 1328 nucleotides long. The record is from RefSeq and is a predicted model, not a curated record. Lineage: Eukaryota; Metazoa; Chordata; Aves; Galliformes; Phasianidae.
AUGAAAUAGCUACCUGUCUGCUUCUUUUACGAAUGGUUUGUUAGAUGGAGGGAGCAAAAUGCCACAGGUAUGUUUAAACAGUUAAUAUUAAACUGCAGAAGAGGAACAGAGUAUUCCAUUGGGGGUUUCAGCGCUGGCUUCUAUCUGAUACUUUACCUCUCGGUAGUGAUGGGCAUUGUGUGAGAAAACACAGCAGGAUGCGUUUAGGUGGUGCACUGUGCAAGGGAACUAGAUAACCAUCUGUCUGUUUGUUGUACACUGUUGUGCUGUCCCUGGAGAAAUCCUUCCCAGUAGUCAAAGCACUUGCUUGUUUUUGACUCUGAAUGCUUAUUUCAUUUUAGGGUGUACUAUGACUGGCUUCAGGCUCCCCAUCACUGUGUUUAGAAAACUGAAUGUUUGGGUUGGACUGUGGGAGAAAUUCCCCUCUAAUAAACUCUUUCCCUCUUGGAGAAGAAGCAUUUUCUGUAGCUGUCAAGCAAGCACAAUAAACGACCGAAGAUGGUUUAGCUUUUCCCCAGUAAAACUCUGUGCACUAAGACUUUCUCCAGAGUAUGUCUCAGUACUCUCUCUGCGGAACAAAAGUAGCAAAAGCUCUAAGAGGAACAGACAAACUGUACAGGAGGAGGAGGAAGAAGAGGAGGAGGCAGAAGAACAAGAAAGUGAUUUGGAAGAUGAAUUGGAAAAUGACCCCAACGUAGUAAAAGAUUACAAAGAUCUUGAAAAAGUGGUGCAGUCUCUGCGAUAUGACGUGGUCAUGAAAGCUGGCUUAGACAUUGCAAGAAAUAAAGUAGAAGAUGCAUUCUACAAUAAUGAACUCAGGCUGAAUGGAGAAAAACUAUGGAAGAAAAGUAGAACUGUGAAAAUUGGUGACACGCUGGAUCUCUUAAUAGGUGAAGAUAAAGAAACAGGAACUGCUGUAGUGAUGCGGGUAGUCUUAAAAAAAGUAUCUAACAAGACUGAGAGUGAAAAAUACAGAGUAAUUUUAAGACGUUGGAAAAACUUGAAGGUGCCCAAACAGGAUGUACUGAAGUAGCAGGGGGUUGCAUGUGGCAGCAUAAAAUUUGUUUUGCAGAAAACCAUAUCGUUUGUUGUUAAAUACGAAUUUUGGUUAAACAAAAUGACAGUACCCUUUUUUAAGGGCUUGUGUUACAAAUAUCUCCCCCUGCUGUGUACAUCAGUGCUCCUGUGGUAAAUGCCUGUCACUUCUUGCAGUUAGUUUUGUUUCAUGAUACUGUGGGAUAAAAUAGUCUGCCCUCAUAUCUCCAGGCAGUUUCCUUACAGAUGUUAUAUAUAAUGACUCAAUAAAGACAAAUUUGAUCACUGUUUAA